Messenger RNA from Capra hircus (goat), 2941 nucleotides. Its product is annotated as F-box only protein 28. Gene Ontology annotation, biological process: protein polyubiquitination. Lineage: Eukaryota; Metazoa; Chordata; Mammalia; Artiodactyla; Bovidae. Gene Ontology annotation, molecular function: protein binding. The coding region runs from base 43 to 1149 and encodes 368 amino acids. The record is from RefSeq and is a predicted model, not a curated record. The transcript has a single exon.
CCUGUUCCCCUUGCAGAGGGGGUAAGGAAUCAAACCCCCAAAAUGGCGGCAGCGUCGGAGGAGCGGAUGGCUGAGGAAGGAGGCGGCGGUCACGGCGACGGCGGCUCCCCUUCGGCCAUUGCCUCUACCCAGCGACUGCCCCCACCGCCCCCGCCCCAGCCCCCGCAGCCGGGGUCCCAGGCGCCCCCAGCCCCGGCGCUGGCUCCGGACCAGCUGCCUCAAAACAACACGCUGGUGGCGCUGCCCAUCGUAGCCAUCGAGAACAUCCUCAGCUUUAUGUCCUACGACGAAAUUAGCCAGCUCCGUCUGGUUUGUAAAAGAAUGGACUUGGUCUGCCAGAGAAUGUUGAAUCAGGGAUUUCUAAAGGUGGAAAGGUACCAUAAUCUAUGUCAGAAACAAGUUAAAGCACAGCUCCCAAGGAGAGAGUCAGAAAGGAGAAACCAUUCAUUAGCUCGGCAUGCAGACAUCCUCGCUGCUGUUGAAACAAGGCUGUCAUUAUUAAAUAUGACUUUCAUGAAGUAUGUGGACUCCAAUCUCUGUUGCUUCAUCCCGGGAAAGGUGAUUGAUGAGAUUUAUCGUGUGUUGAGAUAUGUCAGUUCUACCAGAGCCCCUCAGCGAGCUCAUGAAGUACUUCAAGAGUUAAGGGAUAUUUCCUCCAUGGCAAUGGAAUACUUUGAUGAAAAGAUUGUUCCAAUUCUAAAGAAGAAAUUGCCAGGAUCAGAUGUAUCUGGAAGACUCAUGGGCUCUCCUCCAGUUCCAGGACCUUCUGCAGCCUUGACUACAAUGCAACUCUUCUCCAAGCAAAACCCUUCAAGACAAGAGGUUACCAAACUCCAGCAGCAGGUUAAGACAAAUGGUGCUGGGGUGACUGUUCUCAGGCGUGAAAUUUCUGAGCUUCGCACCAAAGUGCAAGAACAGCAGAAACAGCUUCAAGACCAGGACCAGAAACUGCUAGAGCAGACCCAGAUCAUAGGUGAGCAGAACGCACGGUUGGCAGAGCUGGAGCGCAAACUGCGGGAAGUAAUGGAGAGCGCAGUGGGGAACUCCUCAGGGUCUGGGCAGAGUGAAGAGUCUCCUCGGAAACGAAGAGAGGCCGCAGAAGCCAUAGACUCUCUUAGGAAAUCUAAACGUCUCCGGAAUAGAAAGUAAAUCGGAAUGUGCUUCUAGCGCCAGAGGAAGACCUGGCUUUGUAGCUUGACCAGUUCUGCUUAUCUGGACACUGCACGACACGGUGUCCCUCAGCUCUAGGCUUUCAGAACACAACUUAAACUUGAACUCUCAUGGUUGGGACUUUUUUUUUUUCCUGCUUCUCCUCGUUGAACUGAUGCACAGAAUCUUUUUACUUUGCAAUAGAUUUGUACUAACCAGACCUAUUCUAUCAUGUUUUGAGAAGUUAACCUUUUUUGUGUGCAGAUAAUGUUUAAAGCAAAUUUUUUUCUGCAUAUAUGCACAUUACAUAAGGAUCUUAAACCAGUCUUGACAGACUAGAAACUAAGUUUAAUACAGGAAAUGUCCUGUUCACUUGAAAGAGAAGACCUACUUUUUAAAUGGACAGUAUCUUGUUUUUUAAAAAAAAAAAAGUUGACUUUUUGUUAUAAGUGACCUUUGUCUGGAAUGUCUGAAAAGUAGUAAAUGCUUUUUGGUAUUGAAGUAAUGGGUAACUAAAACGGACUUCCAUAGUAUUGACUGUAGAAGGGGCCUCUACAGUAUUGACUAUAUAUUUUUAUAAACUACUGGUAAGGGACUUAUCCAGUUGUUACAUACAUGUUUUCAGUUCUCUUUUGGGGCCAUGACCUACAUUUGCAUGGAUGCAUGCAUGCGUUGCCUAGUCAACUCACUUAAAAAAGCUCUUGCACUGGUAUUGAUCUUGAACCUCUACACUUCUCCACUUUUUAGAGCAGUGUCUUAGUUCGUUUAAGCGCUUAACAUCUUCCACCACAACAGCUUGCUUCGGUGGGUGAGGGGGAGUGCUAUUUGUAUGUCCAUUUGUCCUCCGGUUUUACAGGAUAAGAGAGUCUUAAAGCCUGCGGCUUUAGCUGUUCUCUGUAGGGUUCAGGUACACUGGCUAAGACAGAGCCCCAAAUUCUUUAUGUUGAUAUCAGACCUCUGGUAACUAUGACUAUUCCUGACUCACCACGGUGUGUGCUCAUUGAUCCAUUGCGGCUGUGACCAGUGGUGUGAGUAGGGAACCCAACUUAUGGGAUGCAGUUGUUUUGCCAUUGAAAAACAGUUCACUGAAGAAAAUUGUACUAUGAAAAAGCAUUUUGAUUGUUUCAUUUCUGGGGGGUGACCUGAGGGAAGCUUUCUAAUAUUAAUUUCAGGCUUUCCUUAUCCUUCAACUUUCACCAAAAGCUUUAAUUUCGUUUGCACUCCUGUUUUGAGCUUGUAACUGGAAAAGCAUGUCUUGCACUGUCAGCCUUCUGAGUGGUCACUUUAACACCUGUACAGUGAUAAUUUUCCCCAGUUGUGUAUUUUUUGAAACAGUCAGUUAUUACUGUCUAGUUUUAUUUUAAUGUACUAAAUUAUGUAGUCAUUAUUUGACUGUUAAGUUAAACAACUGUUGCCUUGGGCUUCAGUUAUUUAAGGUAAACUUAGGUGUAAUAUAGAAUACUAUCCCUUUCCAGGUGGGAGUUUGACACCUGUAUAAAACCUAAGGUUUUGGUAAGGACCUUAGUUGAAGAAAAGCACAAGGUCACUACCUUUUUUUAAUCCGUCCAACAUGAUACGGUUAUGCAUCCUUGAGAUUAACCUCACCAAAUGAAACUUCUUAUCCAUUUUUAGUAUUGUCCUUACAUAAUAGUGUCCUUAGAUUUUGAUCAAUUCUUUGUCUAACAUUAAAACUCCAUUUACAAUGUAGUUAUGUUUUCAAUGAAAAACCAUAAAAUAACGUCCAAGUGUUUUCAUGGUUUGUUGGGAAGGUAAUUUUAAAAUAAACAAUUUC